Silurus meridionalis is the source of this 4212-nucleotide messenger RNA. RefSeq names its product alpha-2-macroglobulin-like protein 1. Bases 1 to 4182 code for a protein of 1393 amino acids. The record is from RefSeq and is a predicted model, not a curated record. Gene Ontology annotation, cellular component: extracellular region. The transcript has 33 exons. Gene Ontology annotation, molecular function: endopeptidase inhibitor activity. NCBI's taxonomy places the organism in Eukaryota, Metazoa, Chordata, Actinopteri, Siluriformes, Siluridae.
AUGGAGACGCUCUGUCUCACCGUCAACCCUCUUGGACCUGUUUCUAUAGGCGUGCGACUCGACUGUAACCAAAGGGGCGUCCCCAUUCUGAAGGAAAAGUUUAUAAACCAAGAAUACUAUAGAUGUGUCUCAUUCCAGGUUCCUGUUGUAACUGUGGAAACAGUGGCAACUAUAUAUAUUCAUAUUAUUGGGCUCAAAUCAACUCUAAACAAAGAAACAAAAAUCCUCAUCUAUCCUUCAACAAAACUGGCCAUGAUUCAGACGGACAAACCCAUCUACAAACCAGGACAAACAGUGAAGUUUCGCAUCGUCUCCCUGGAUACCAAUUUCCUCACCUACCAACAAACGUUUCCUCUAAUAGAAGUGCAGGAUCCAAACUCAAACCGCAUCGGUCAGUGGCUGAACGUCGCCACUCACAGCGGAAUCGUGGAUCUGUCGUACCCCAUUAACUCCGAGGCCAUGAAAGGAGUUUAUAGCAUUACAGCCUGGGACAAGAAAAACACAGCACUUAUACAAAGCUUCCAAGUCAAGGACUACGUUCUGCCAACUUUUGAAAUCACGGUCCAACUUCCUCCGAUCAUAACCAUCCUGGACACGUACGCUACGCUGAAAGUCUGUGCAAAAUACACAUACGGGAAACCAGUGAAUGGGAUGGUGAAGGCCACCGUGUGCCAUAACAGCUACAGAUACUGGUGGCUUCCACCAGGAUUCACAGCAACACCAGACAUCUGCAAGAAAUAUAAAAUGAUGACCGACAAGACGGGCUGUGGACAACGCAUCCUAAAUCUGAAAGAUUUUGCAAUAACCGAUUCACGUUAUGAGUCUUCAAUCACUGCUCAGUGUGAACUAGAAGAACAAGGAACUGGAGUGAUUCUGACAGGUUCAAGCAGUUCUUCAAUAACAUCUAGUAUGGUCACGCUUUCAUUUGAAGAUUCACCGACAGUAUUUAAGCCCAAAAUGAAAUAUAAUGGAAAAAUUAAAGUGACUGACCCCAAAUCCAAUCCUCUGAGAAAGAAAGUUGUGUAUCUGACUGCAAAUUAUGGCGGUACAAAUUCAGUCCAGAAGCUGGUGACAAAUGAUCAAGGGAUCAUCGAGUUAACCCUGAACACUGAUAUGUGGGGUUCACAGUCAGUAACUUUAGAGGCCCAGUAUGAAACAACUAACAGACCAUUUGUAUACAUUGCAAAUAAGCUGACGCCGUACUACCCCUCAGCUUACCUCUGGCUCCAGCCGUUUUAUUCCAAGAGCCAGAACUUUGUUCAGUUGCAGAGCAUCUCAACUCCUUUCAGCUGUAACAAAAACGCUGUCAUCAAAGCUCAGUAUCUAAUACAGCAAACUGCACUCAAACUACGCCAGAAGACCAUAACCUUCUCCUAUAUGGUGGUAGAGCACAAGGGUGAGCUGACCAUCACUCUGCAGAAGAUGUUAAAGAUGACUCCGAUUGCUCAAGUGGUCAUCUACAUGGUCCUUCACAAUGGCCAAGUUGUGGCAGACAGCAUGAAUUAUCCCAUCCAGCUGUGUUUGGCUAACAAGGUGUCUCUAAAAUUUUCUGCUACUACAGAACUUCCUGCUCAUCAAAUAUCAAUGAUGCUGAAAGCUGCUCCAGGUUCGCUGUGUUCAGUGAGGGCAAUAGAUCAGAGUCUGCUGCUGCUGCAACCAGAAAGUGAACUCAACAUCGAAUCUGUGUUCAACAUGCUGCCUCUACAGAUGUUAUCAGGAUAUCCAUACAAUAUAAAUGAAGAAGAUUCUUUCCCCUGCUGGGGGAACCCAUUCUUCGGGACAAUUCCAUUUGCAGAACUGGCACCAAGAUCGUUAGCUUUUUUUCCAAGCUCUGUAAAAGUGGACGUGUACAACAUCUUUAAAGAUGUCGGAAUCAAGAUUCUCACCAAUGCGAAUAUAAAAAAACCUUCAGAGUGCAUUAACAAUUUCAUGUUUUUGGGUGGUAACUUCUACAGCUACUACAACAGCUGCUUCAGUUCAACAGCUGGCAAGUUCAACCAACCGGUUGUUACCAUCCGCAAAUUUUUCCCAGAGACGUGGAUUUGGGAUCUCGUCUCAGUCAGUCCAUCCGGCGUGCUGAACGUUGAUAAAACCACGCCGGACUCGAUCACGACGUGGCAGGCUGGAGCAUUCUGUACAUCAUCCGUCGGGUUUGGAGUCGCCCCAAAAACCGCGCUCACGGUUUUCCAGCCUUUCUUUGUGAGCCUCAACAUGCCGAGCUCCGUCAUCCGAGGAGAAGUUUUCUUGCUCAAAGUCACUGUUUUCAAUUACAUCACAAGCUGUAUGAUGGUGAAGGUGACUUUGGAUAACUCGAAACAGUUUGCAGCAAAACCCUGUAAAGACUGCGUUUACACAAAAUGUCUGUGUGCUGAUGAAAACUGGACCUUCACCUGGACCAUCACUCCACUGGUGCUCGGGCAAGUAAGCAUCAAAGUGACAGCGGAGGCCAUGCAGUCAUCUCUGCUGUGUGGAGGAAAUGCAGUUACUGUACCAGAGAAAGGACGCAUCGAUUCUGUCAUUAAAAUGCUGCAAGUUCUGGCUGAAGGAACCAAACAGUCUAAAAGCUACAAUGAGCUUCUCUGUCCAUCAGGUAAUGCAAUUAAGAAAACGAUCUCAUUGUCCCUGCCUGACAUAUUUGUAGAAGGUUCAGCCACAGCCUCAGUCUCUGUCCUGGGAGAUCUUAUGGGCCGAUCGUUAAAAAACCUGGCGAGUCUCCUGGCAAUGCCGUCCGGUUGUGGAGAGCAGAACAUGCUGCGUUUUGCCCCCAACAUCUUUAUCCUGGAGUAUCUGGAGAGCACCAACCAGCUCACACCUGCAAUCAGGAGCACAGCAGAUACCUACCUUGUGAGCGGAUACCAGCGAGAACUGAGCUAUAAACACAAUGAUGGAUCUUACAGUGCUUUUGGGAUGAGCGACCCAUCAGGCAACACAUGGCUGACGGCUUUCGUGAUGAAAUCUUUUGGGAAAGCAAAGAAAUACAUCUUUGUAGACCAGGUGUUCGUGGAUCAGGCGAAGACUUGGCUCGGCCAGCAGCAGACGGCUAACGGAUGCUUUGCUUCAGUGGGACAACUCUUCCACAGUGACAUGAAGGGAGGAGUCAAUGAUGAGGUGACCCUUACCGCAUACAUCACGGCUUCAAUGCUGGAACUCAGUUAUUCAAUCACAGAUCCUGUCGUGGCCAACAGUCUAACAUGCCUGAGGAAUGCAUACACUCAGGUGAACUCCAACUACGCCAAGGCUCUACUCUUCUACACCUUCACCCUUGCUGGGGAUCAGGUGAUGAUAGACACACUCAUCUCAGACUUGGAUUCAAAGGCCAUCAUUUCAGGAGGUGGAAGGCACUGGAGCAGAACAGAUGAUGGGUCAAUGACGGACUCUUUGGAAGUAGAAAUGACUUCAUAUGUGCUUCUGGCUCUGAUGUCUGGACCCGAGAUGUCCGGGUUUGAUUUGGGUUACUGUGCCAGCAUCGUCCGCUGGAUUUCUCAACAACAGAACGCCUACGGAGGCUUCGCAUCUACACAGGACACUGUGGUGGCUCUUCAGGCUCUGGCAAAAUACAGUCUUGCCUCAUACAGUCCAGCUGGAAGUAUUACUGUUGUUAUAACAUCAUCAUCAGGGCUGAUUACCACGUUUAACAUCAAUCAGAGUAACAGGCUGCUGUAUCAGGAAAGUUACCUGGAUGAGGUUCCUGGAGAUUAUAACACCACUGUAGAAGGUGAAGGCUGUGUGUACAUUCAGUUCACUGUGCACUACAACAUCCCUCCUCCUCCUGACCGAUCUUCAUUCACCAUCUCAGCCUCAGCAUCUGGAAACUGCAAGGUGCCAAAUCCAUCUCUGGAACUGACCAUUACUGUCACGUAUAACGGUAAAUGCAUGGAAACCAACAUGGCGGUUAUUGAAGUUCAGCCUCUUUCUGGAUUCACAGUGGACGUGGCGUCGGUGCAGCUUGUGAACAGCCCUUCAGAUCUGAAUCGAGGAAAUAUGAAACGUGUGGACCAAACUGAGGGCAACAUAAUCAUCUACCUGAGUGGACUAACAAAAGAUCGUGAGAUGGUGUACAAACUCACAAUGACUCAGGAGUUUCUAGUGGAGAAGCUGAAACCAGCUGUUGUGAAGGUUUAUGACUACUACGAGAUCAGUGAGAGAGCGACAACACAGUACACGUCUCCGUGUACAGCCUGAGGGUUUGGACAUGAGCAGCGGAGCUUUUCC